AUGGACACGGAUGCUUCAGACGACGAGGUCCCCAUCCUCGUGCCCUCCUCCACCACCACCAAUAGCAAACCAGAAGAAACAGAGGAUGAAGAAGCCCCACCCCUCCUAGGCAACUCUUCCUCGCCCCCCAUCCGCAAAGUCCCCAUAACCAUCAUCACCGGUUACCUCGGCGCUGGCAAAACAACACUGCUAAACUACAUUCUGACCGCCCACCACGGCAAGAAGAUCGCCGUCAUCCUCAACGAAUUCGGCGACUCCAUCGACAUUGAAAAGUCCCUGACCGUCUCAGACGUAAACUCGACUUCUGCGUCCCCAGCACCCUUUGUGCCCCUGGCAAACGGAUGCAUAUGUUGCUCCGUCAAGGAUGUAGGCGUAGCCGCAAUCGAGAAUCUCAUGGAGCAAUCAGGUCUCUUCGACUACAUCCUCCUUGAAACAACAGGACUCGCGGAUCCCGGCAACAUCGCGCCCAUGUUCUGGCUCGACGAGGGGCUAGGCAGUAGUAUUUUCCUCGACGGCAUCGUCACCGUCGUCGAUGCCAAGAACGUGCUCCAGAGCCUGGACGAAGGCCUCGGCGACGACGAGGAAACUUUGCGCAAAAGACUACAGGACCAGGAUUCCCAUCACCACAAAGGUCCUUUGCUCACCACCGCCCAUUUGCAAAUCAGCCACGCCGAUGUCAUCCUCAUUAACAAGACCGAUCUCGUCUCCCCAGAGGAACUAGACAUUGUCACCCGUCGCAUCCAAUCCAUAAACGGCCUUGCACGCCUCAAAACCACGACGAAAAGCCAGGUCCCCAAACUCGAAGGCCUGGUCCUCGAUCUCCACGCUUACGACCACGUCACUGAUGCAGAUUUGCAAUUCGCACCAAAAGGUCACAGCCAUUUAGAUCCCUCAAUCUCAACAACAACAAUAACCUUCCCACCCCUCACCCCCGCCCAACUCCCCACCUUCGACCUCUACCUCCGCACCGUCCUCUGGGACCAAACUCUCCCCAACCACGCGCCCCACCAGCCGUUCGAAGACGCUGCUUAUCCAGGGCGUGAGGAGCUUGUACGAUACGAAUGA
This is a messenger RNA of Plenodomus lingam JN3, 1065 nucleotides long. NCBI's taxonomy places the organism in Eukaryota, Fungi, Ascomycota, Dothideomycetes, Pleosporales, Leptosphaeriaceae. The record is from RefSeq and is a predicted model, not a curated record.